AUGUCUAUAAACCUAACUCUACUAGCCAUGGUCGGCGCCACCACCGGACUGUACAACGCUGCAGUGUUCAAACCUGCGGUGCAGAGUUCAUUAUACAGAACAAAUUACGCCUAUAGGGCCGUGGACGGAAACAACGAUGGGAACUAUUACAACGGACAUUGUCAACACACGAACCCGGAGUACAGUCCUUGGUGGAUGGUGGAUCUACUCGGUCAGUUUACUGUGGAGCAAAUCACUCUGACCAACAGAGAGGACAUGUUCUCUCGACGAUUGAGAAAUUUUACCAUAGACAUCUUUGAACAAGAUCCGAGACAGCUAGUAGACUUCCCGAACAUAACUGGUCAAGUAUGCUAUAAUCAAUCGAAUCCACUAAAUGGAGGGGUAUACAACUUCAGCUGCAGCUACCCGAUUGUUGGUAGAUAUGUCAGGAUUAUACUCAGACCUGGCGCUACGGAAACUUUACACAUUUGUGAGAUGGAAGUGUUGGUGGGUAGUUCCUGCGUGGAACAGAUCAACUUCAAAAGAAAAGUGAAUACUAAGCUACAAAGUACAUCGCUGGCUGAGAUGACUGUCAGGAAUUCCUUGUCCUGUCUUCGGGAAUGUAUGCUACGUCGAUCGACCGACGUCUGCACUGCUUUCAACUGGGUCAAGGCCACGAGGUCGUGCCAACUUUUCUCUGUACAUCCGUACCUGGACAUAAGAGCCAACUUGACCGUUGCACUGGGCACACAUUAUUUUAGCCAAAGCAAUUAA
Molecule: messenger RNA, 753 nt
Organism: Biomphalaria glabrata
Lineage: Eukaryota; Metazoa; Mollusca; Gastropoda; Planorbidae
Product: fucolectin-like
Exons: 3
Coding region: 1-753 (250 amino acids)
Source: RefSeq, a predicted model, not a curated record